Molecule: messenger RNA, 2469 nt
Organism: Octopus sinensis (East Asian common octopus)
Lineage: Eukaryota; Metazoa; Mollusca; Cephalopoda; Octopoda; Octopodidae
Product: kielin/chordin-like protein
Exons: 3
Coding region: 29-2383 (784 amino acids)
Biological process (GO): negative regulation of BMP signaling pathway
Cellular component (GO): AMPA glutamate receptor complex
Molecular function (GO): peptidase inhibitor activity; protein binding
Source: RefSeq, a predicted model, not a curated record
UUAUUUAACUAAUGAAUUUCCUCAAUGUAUGCAGUUGAUCACGUUUAUUGGGGACUAUAUAAAUCGUUCGUUUCAGACGUUUGUCAAACCCGUCCUUGCUUCGGAAGACAAUUCUUACCAAUCUCCAAGAGGCUGCAAGAAACUGGCCACCAUGCUGUACCAAUUGCUACUAGUAAUAGUAGGUAUUUCAUAUGUGAACAGCUAUAACCAUGAAUGUACAUAUAAUGGAAAGAGGUAUACAGGAACAUUUAGGAUCGACUGCAACACGUGUGCAUGUGACAAAAAUGAAAAGGCAGUUUGUUCAAAUUUACGUUGUGACUAUGGGCAGCGACCUUCAUGUACCUAUCAGGGUAGACGUUACAGAGUAGGACAGAUAUUCCAGCAGUCCUGUAAUACAUGUAUAUGCAAAUACGAUGGCCAGAUACAAUGUAGCAACAAAGACUGUACUAAACGAUGUACUUAUAAUGGAAAGCAGUACCAAGAAGGUGAAGAAUUUCAAGACAAGUGUAAUAGAUGUAAAUGUCUUUCUUCUGGAUAUGUUCAGUGUACCAAUAAUGUGUGUCAGUGCCAAUAUAAUGGUAAAGAUUACAAUGUUGGAGUGAGUUUUAAUGAUGGCUGUAAGACUUGCACUUGUCAAACUACAGGAACAGUGCAGUGUAACAGCGAUAGAUGCGGAUGUUAUUAUAAAAAUGUACGAUAUCAAACCGGCCAAACUUUCACUGAUGAUUGCAAUACAUGCGAAUGUUUAAGUAACGGUCAGGUUAAAUGUACAAAGAACAUUUGUAAGUGUUACUUCAGAGGAAAAGUAUUAAAUGUGGGCCAGAAAUUUGAAGGGGAUUGUAACACUUGCUAUUGUAGAGGCAACGGUCAGUUAGAAUGUACAAAGAAAAUCUGUCAAUGUACUUACCAAGGACAGACUUAUCGAGUUGGACAAAGAUUUAGUAAUGACUGUAACCAAUGUGAAUGCUUAAGAAGCGGUAUUGUGCAGUGCUCUAACACACCAUGUAAAUGUACAUACAAUGGAAACACCUACCAAAUUGGUACUAUAUUUAGAAAGGACUGUAAUACGUGCACAUGCAAAGCCGAUGGUACUGUAGAUUGUACCACAAAUCAAUGUACCUGCACUUACAAUAACAGAGUUUAUAAUUUCGGAGCACAAUUUAAUGAUGAUUGCAAUACUUGUAAAUGUGAACAUAACGGACAAGCUGAGUGCACAAAUAAACCAUGUGGAUGUACACAUAAAGGACAAACUUAUCGAAUUGCUGAUAAAUUUCCGGAAGAUUGCAACCAAUGCCAAUGUUUAUCAACUGGCUACGUUCAAUGUUCUACCAACGUUUGCAAAUGUACUUACAACAACCAGCUUUAUAAUGUAGGUCAAUCAUUUAGACAGGGUUGUAAUACAUGUACAUGCGAAACGAACGGUAGAGUAAGCUGUACAAAUAAACCAUGUAACUGUAUUUACAAUGGAAACACCUACGAAAUAGGUAAUACAUUUGGAAAGGACUGUAAUACGUGCACAUGCAAAGCCGAUGGUACUGUAGAUUGUACCACAAAUCAAUGUACCUGCACUUACAAUAACAGAGUUUAUAAUUUCGGAGCACAAUUUAAUGAUGAUUGCAAUACUUGUAAAUGUGAACAUAACGGACAAGUUGAGUGCACAAAUAAACCAUGUGGAUGUACACAUAAAGGACAAACUUAUCGAAUUGCUGAUAAAUUUUCGGAAGAUUGCAACCAAUGCCAAUGUUUACCAACUGGCUACGUUCAAUGUUCUACCAACGUUUGCAAAUGUACUUACAACAACCAGCUUUAUAAUGUAGGUCAAACAUUUAAACAGGGUUGUAAUACAUGUAAGUGUGAAGCGAACGGUAAAGUAAGCUGUACUAGUAACCCAUGUAACUGUAUUUACAAUGGAAACACCUAUCAAAUAGGUAAUGCAUUUAAAAACGGUUGCAAUACUUGUACCUGUCAAUCUAAUGGUGUAGUUAGCUGCACUAAAAUGCAGUGUUCCUGUAAUUACAACGGCAAGCAUUACGACAUUGGUUCUAUAUGGUAUAAUGAAUGCAACAAAUGUCAGUGCACUUCUGAUGGGAGAGUGGAUUGUGAGCAAAAAACAUGUGACAAACCUUGUACAUACAAAGGAAAAACUUAUUCUGUCGGUGAAAUAUUUAAAGAUGACUGCAAUGCGUGUAGAUGUGGACAGUUUGGUCGUGUAGUCUGUACUAAAAUGUAUUGUCCCCCAACAACAUGCCAGUAUUAUGGAAAAACUUACAAAAACAGAGAAACAUUCAUGGCACAAGAUAAAUGCAAUGUUUGUCGGUGUACAAAUGGGAAGCUCAAGUGUACCAACUAUGAUUGUUAUAGACCGAGACCAUACUACCAAUGACGAGCAGUUAAUAUACUUUGAUAAUUUUAAUAAUUGUAAAUAUGACACAAAUGUAAUUUUUUAAAUAAAUCAUAUAUCUACCACAA